AUGGCUACCCCCAAGACAUUGACUGAGCUCUCCGCCCUAAUCCACGAACAUACAACAAAGGUAGAAGCGUAUUACACCACGCACAACCUCCCCGCUCCAUCUUUCCACCCUUCCACGCCUCUGAAAACGGUUCUCCCUAGCGAUAUCGAGACGUCGCGACAAAUCGUACUGGAAGCUAUGGAUGAGCUCACAGCUCUAAUGCUCGGGCCAGUGGAAUGUCUGAUUCCACCUCCCAAUGCAUGGAUUUGCGUUACAGCACUUCAAAGAUUUGGUAUUGCGAAAUCUUUCCCGAUCACGGAGUCCUCUACAUUUGGCGAAAUUGCCCAGAAGUGUUCGAUCUCGGAAUCUGAUACUCGCCGCAUCGUACGCCAGGCAAUUGCGUUUUAUAUCUUCACGGAACCAUCACCAGGCGUGAUUGCCCAUACCGCGGCGUCGAAAGCACUGGCUCAACUCCCGGCUGUGGGGGCGUUUAUUGAUUUUAUUGCCGGGGAGAUGCUACCAGCAUCUACUCGGUUGGUUGACGCUAUGCAAAAGUGGCCUGGCUCGGAAGAACCAAACGAAGCUGGUUUUGCGCUGUCUGAAGGGACGGAUUUUGCCAUGAUGGAGGUCGUGACUCGAGAUCCAAAGCGAGCGCAAUGCAUUGGUACCGCGAUGACCUUCUUGCACAGUCGCCCCGAGUACGAUGUUAAAUACCUGCUCGAUACUUUUCCCUGGGAUAAUGCCGCGAGGGGCGUUUUGGUAGAUGUUGGGGGAGCUAAAGGAGACGUCGCCGUUGAUAUUUGCAGAGCUUUGCCGGAUGUCAAGUGUGUCGUGCUUGAUAAACCGGAGGUCAUAUCUGGCGCCGUCGUGCCGGACGAUGUAGCUGGAAGAAUCGAGUUCCGGGGCCAUGAUUUCUUUGAAAAAUGUGAUGUGAGAGCGGAUGUGUAUUUGUUGAGACAUGUGUUACAUGAUUGGAGUGAUAAGUAUGCUGCGAAGAUCCUGGGGAAUUUGGUGCCGAGUCUUAGGACGGGGGCGAGGAUUUGCGUGAUGGACAUGUGUUUGCCUGCGCCGGGGAGCGUGUCGCCGUUUAGGGGGAGGGUUGCGAGAAACUCGGUUCUUUAUAUGAAAGGGAUUCAGAAUGCGAAGGAGAGGGAUGAGGAGGAUUUUCGACAACUUUUCGAGUCUGUGGACUCGAGAUUCCGAUUCGAUGAGGUGAUAAAGCCGGAGGGAAGUGCGCUGGCACUGAUUUGUGUGACCUGGAUGGGUGAGAAUGGGGUUUGA
This is a messenger RNA of Glarea lozoyensis ATCC 20868, 1260 nucleotides long. RefSeq names its product S-adenosyl-L-methionine-dependent methyltransferase. Gene Ontology annotation, molecular function: O-methyltransferase activity. The transcript is spliced from 3 exons. The record is from RefSeq and is a predicted model, not a curated record. NCBI's taxonomy places the organism in Eukaryota, Fungi, Ascomycota, Leotiomycetes, Helotiales, Helotiaceae. Bases 1 to 1260 code for a protein of 419 amino acids.